AUGGCGCGCAAGGCUAAACAAGAGCUUGCCGUUGAUGGUACUGCGAAGCUUGCAGCUAAAGCAAAGCCUGGCGAUAAGCAUGAAAAGCCCAAUCUCAACAUCGAAGAAGCCACGGUCGCCUCGCCUCGUGAGUCGCGCAAGCGUACUGGUGAUUUCCAUGACUUUGAAGAGGACGAUGAGGACGGCAAUGCUGCCAACUCCGCUAGCAAGUCCGCCACUGCGAAAACAACACAGCCUAAGAAAAAAGCGAAAACCACGUCAUCUGCUGGUACCUCCAAACCCGCCAAGCAGAAGUCCGAAGCAAAGGAAUCCAAGAAGCCGAAAGCCAAAGCCAAAGAGGCUGGCGCAACAGAUCAGACCAUUGGUGCGAGAGUGAAAGCUGAGACGGAUAAACCUGCCAAGGCAAAGAAGGAGAAGAAAGGCAAAACCAACGACAAGGCUAUAGUCAUCGGUCCUUCCGGGGAUACUGCCCAAGUAAACGGGCCUACCAACGACACGAAUGCCGAUGUGAAGGAUAAGACUCCCAAAUCUCAAGAAGAGACUUCCAAGCCGAAGAAGGAGCCGAAGCUUGCCAAAGAAAAGUCUGCCACAAAAAAGGCUAGCGACAAGCCGACCAAGACGAAGAAGGCAGAUAAAAAAGGCACAGCUGAAAUCACUCCAAAUGCUGAAUCAGGUUCGAAAGAUGCCGCACCAGAAGUUGACGCGCCUGCUAGCAAGGCUAAGAAGCCUAGAAAGGAUACGAAGGCUGUGGCUCCGGCAGAACCUGCAGAUGAUUCGGCUACUGCCAUGGAUCAGGAACCCUUUGAAAAAUUGUUGGAUACCGCUAAGGACAAGGAGGUGCAGAAAACUAAGACGCCAAAGACCAAGAAGGACGCGGAGAAGCCUAAGAAAGCAUCAAAGGUGAAAGAAGACAAGACUGGAAAGAAGGAAGCGCUAGCGACGAAAAAAGACAAUGCCAAAAAGACAUCAGAAGCCGCAGAAACAGCCCCAACCAAAUCUAAGUCAAAGAAGCGCAAGGCUUCAGCUACUGCGGACCCAGAGACUGUCAAAUCAGAUAUCCUUGACCCUUUGGCGGAACACGCAUCUUCAAGCAAGAAGCAGAAGAAGGACUCCCGUAAGUCUAUUGGAGAGACUGUUGGUGAGCUGGUGAAUACUGGCUUGGAAGCUGCCGCCCAAGGCGCAAACUCCCUCAAGGAAUCAUUCGGUGGGUUGACCGACGAUGCCUUCGCUACCCUGACUGACAAAACCCCCGAGGUAACCUCAAACCUUGGUAAAGCAGGGGAAGCCGCUGCGAAGAUUGCCGCAAAGGGAAAGGGCAAAAGCAAAGAGGCUGUGGACACUACGAAAUCCGCCCUUUCCCCUCCCUCCCGUGACGGUGAGGACAAUCUCGAAGAUGAUGUUGAGGCCGAAGAGUCCGACCUUGACGAACAGACUGCCGCCUUGAUCAAAGGCUUUGAAUCUGGCGACGACGAACCCGCUGGAGAUAACGGCGCCAUCAAGGGCGGCUAUGAAGAAGGGCAAAAAAUGGCCCGUAUUCCUAAAACCAAGACAACCGAGAAAGCGCUAAAAGCCCUCAAGGACGCCGAAAAUCCUGAACCAGGCGUCGCGUACAUUGGUCGCAUCCCCCAUGGCUUUUACGAGAAGCAGAUGCAAGCUUACUUCGGUCAAUUCGGCACAAUCACGAAGCUUCGUCUCUCGCGCUCCCGCAAGUCUGGCAAAUCCAAGCAUUACGCCUUCAUUGAGUUCGAAAAUAUCGACGUUGCGAAGAUUGUAGUUAACACCAUGCAGAACUACCUCCUCUACGAUCAUAUCCUAAAACUUGGGAUCAUUCCUAAAGAGAACCAGCAUUGGGACAUGUGGAAGGGGGCUAACAAACACUUCAAAUCCGUGCCAUGGAGUAAGAUCGAAGGCAGGAAAUUAGAAAUGCCGCUUGGGAAAAGCCAAUGGCAGAAGAAGAACGCUCGGGAGGAGAAAAAGAGGGAAAGUAAGGCAGAAAAAUUAAAGGAUGUGAUGGAAUACGAGUUUGAGGCGCCGAAAUUGAGAGAUCCAGAGGACGUGCUGAAGGCGAAGGCCCCAUUAAUUGGUGAGGGUCAGAAGGGAGAGGUCAUUCAGCAAGAGCAGAGUGUGAUUACGGCUGUUGAGGAUGUGGCUGGAGGAAGUACGACUGUUGUAAGCGAAACGAUUAAGACCAAGAAGGUGAAGAAGGACAAGAAAGAGAAGAGCAAGAAGCCUAAGGAAGAUAAGAAAGAGAACGGAGAAAAGAUGGAGUCGGUUGUGACUGGCGCGAAAAGGGCGUUAGAGGGCGCUGAGGAAGGUGUUGAGAAGGUGGCCCCAAAGGCGAAGAAAGCAAAGAAGGCAGCGAAGCAGGCAGAUGACGCUUGA
This is a messenger RNA of Bacidia gigantensis, 2382 nucleotides long. RefSeq lists its product as uncharacterized. NCBI's taxonomy places the organism in Eukaryota, Fungi, Ascomycota, Lecanoromycetes, Lecanorales, Ramalinaceae. Gene Ontology annotation, molecular function: RNA binding. The coding region runs from base 1 to 2382 and encodes 793 amino acids. Gene Ontology annotation, biological process: maturation of LSU-rRNA from tricistronic rRNA transcript (SSU-rRNA, 5.8S rRNA, LSU-rRNA). The record is from RefSeq and is a predicted model, not a curated record. Gene Ontology annotation, cellular component: nucleolus. The transcript has a single exon.